Drosophila biarmipes is the source of this 9315-nucleotide messenger RNA. RefSeq names its product serine-rich adhesin for platelets. Gene Ontology annotation, molecular function: transcription corepressor activity. Lineage: Eukaryota; Metazoa; Arthropoda; Insecta; Diptera; Drosophilidae. The coding region runs from base 917 to 6904 and encodes 1995 amino acids. The transcript is spliced from 11 exons. Gene Ontology annotation, biological process: regulation of transcription by RNA polymerase II; negative regulation of DNA-templated transcription. The record is from RefSeq and is a predicted model, not a curated record. Gene Ontology annotation, cellular component: transcription regulator complex; histone deacetylase complex.
CAAAACGUUAAAAUCGCAUUAGCUGAAAGACAUUUUUAUACCAACGGCGCGUUUUUAAUUUUUUCUACACUACAACAACACAAAAAAAUAUAUAAAAUAAAAUAGACAAAGUAGAUGGCAAAAAGUAAUAGAAAAUUAUGACAAAACAACGAGCAAAGCUAAACUAAACUUUUAACGUUCAACAAACUCAAUGCGUAUACAUAAGUAUAAAUAAAAAAGCGCGUGUAUAUAUGAAUACAUAUAAUAAAUGAUAUUUCAAUAAUUUUCAAGCGACAAAAGGUUCGAGCAAUGUUCUGUGACAAAUAGAAUAUAAUGUUUAGAUGUAAUCGAAAAAAGCGUGUCAAGCCGUCCUCUUUACAAAGAAUCAACCCUAAACUAAAGUAAACUACGACUUUUUAAAGUUAUAAACCUUGAAAAGGACUCACGAAUCGUUGGUAGAAUAGCAGAACAAGGCGUGACUUGUGUAUUGUGUGCGGGUGUACAUAAGGACGGAAAGUAUGUGAAACCGAGGCGCAGAAUGGCCGCCCUCUUGCCUCUGGCCCACCUUUUGUGUCCGUGCGUGUGAAGUAAAACAAAAAAAGAUACAAAAAGCCUAAAACCAAAAAAACGAAUAAACGACAACUACUACAAUCAGCGACAAUGGAAUAGCGAUUCAAUGUCACAGUCGGCGAGCUACAGAUACGGAUACCCAUAUACAUAUACCCUCACCCACUUGUACGUGUAGAGAAAAGCCAUAGCCGCAGAUUAGUGAGCCAGUUCCAAGGGGCGACAACGAGGCAGCGAAGACGACGACAAUCAACAUUCAUCAUACGCACCGUCGGACGCGGCGCAGAACGCAAAUGCAGCCCCCGAUCGAUCGGUACCGAAGAGCAUCCACCUGCCAUUGACGACUCUCAGCAGCGCGCCGCGCGUGUUGAUGUGCAGCGCAUCCGUGGGCAGCGAAGGAUCCGUGACUCUGCAACUGCGGGAUGCGAACGCCUUGGAGGCAGCGGCCACGAAAGCAGCAUCAUCCGCAUCAGCAUCAGCAUCGGCACCGGCGGCAGCCCCAUCCACUACGUCACCGAAUGGCGCGGCUGGUGCGCCAGCGUCGACGCUAGAGAAUGCGCUGAACAUCGGCUAUCCGGAUCCGGAAAUGUUGGCAGAUGUCUUGGGCACCAUUCAGACAGCCUCUCUUAAGAACAACAACUCAAUCACAACAGCAACUUCAAGCAAUAGCUCGGCCAAGUCGGCGGGCAGCAAUCAUCUAGCGAACCCCAACAAGAUAACCAUAACCAGGCGCAGUGUCCAGUCGGUCAGCACCUCGACGAACACGAGCGUUGUGAGCUGCAGCAGCAGCAGCAGCAGCAGUGGCAGCAGCGGCGGUGGCAGCGGCAACAAGACCAACACCAGCUACAUCAAGAACUGCUUGAUCCGCAGCAGCAGCUGCAGCAACACGGUCACCAAUGUCACCACGUUGGCGCAGAUUAUGAGCAACAGCAGCACGAGCAGCGCGGCCAGCUUACUCAAUCAGCACAACAACAACAGCAACUGCAGCAACAGCAGCAACUUCAGCACCGCCUCCUCGGUGGGCAGCAGCAUCAGCGUCGGCAGCAACAGCAGCAGCGGCAGCAACAGCAACUGCAGCAACGGCAGCGGCAGCAACAGCAACGACAGCAACAGUAGCAGCGGCGGUGGCCACGGCCUGAGCUUCAAGAGCACCGGACGGCAUGUUCCCGCUGGGGGACUAGGCUCAUCGGGGGCAUCCACGAAUGUUAGCGGCACCGUUGGCGGCAUCGACAUCAUAAGCGUCGAGGCGCCGCGCAAGAACCGCCCCAAGCUAUCCUCGCCAACGCGUCACGGACCGCAGCAGUGUCAGAUUUGUUGCAAGAUCUUUGGAAAUGCCUCGGCGCUGGCCAAGCACAAACUGACGCACAGCGACGAGCGGAAAUACAUCUGCGCGCUCUGCUCGAAGGCAUUCAAGCGGCAAGAUCACUUAAACGGACAUAUGAUGACCCAUCGGAACAAGAAGCCUUACGAGUGUAAGGCGGAUGGCUGCGGCAAAUCCUACUGCGAUGCCCGAUCCCUGAGGCGGCACUCGGAGAACCACCAUGCCGGCGGAGCAGCCACGCCCACCACCAGCCAGUCGCUGUCGCCCACCGCCAGCACGAGCAGCAGUAGUGGAGCAGGGGUGGCCACCAGCUCGCUCAGCCUCUCGCCGGCCACGGCCAGCGGGGAUGCCAGCUCCCCGGACGGAGCCACCUGCAUUCGCACCUACAUUUCCACGGGCAGCUCGGUGGUGGACGCGGCCACUGGGAUCGCCCUGUCGGAGGAGCAGAUCAAGGCCAUGAACCUGCCCAUCAAGACGGGCGUGACCCUGCUGUCGCCCACCACCUCGACCUCCUCGAAUGCCUCCUCCACGGCCUCGUCCGCCAGCUCUUCGCUUUCCUCAGCGAGUUCGGGAUCGGGAUCGGGAUCGGGUUCGGGAUCAGUUUCCAUGGCACCCUCCCCAUCGAGUGGCUCUGUGAUAGCCGCCAGCUCGCCCACCAUCACCCUGAGCGAUGGCAUGAAUCUCGAGGGCGAGGGCCUGACCCGCGAGCAGUUGGAUCUCAUCAGCAAGAUUAUGCAGCAGACGAAGCAGACUAGUGCCCAGGUCACCGUCUCCUCGCCCACCAGUGUCAGCUCCUACAAGAUCAACACCAACUCGUCGCCAUCGCAGAACAGACCGCGCACCUGGAACAUGCAACUGCUAAAUAGUGCCCAGAAUGUGACUGUCACCGUGGAGGACAACUCCGAGCUCGCAGCCCCCUCCUCCAACUCACCCGUAGAGGUAAAGGAGGAGGAGCUGAGCCCACAGCUGGUGAGCACCAUGAACCCACACCUGCUCAACAUCGUCAAGCUCGACAAGCCGGUCGAGUGCAAUCUCUGCCACCGCAAGUUCAAAAACAUACCCGCCCUCAAUGGGCACAUGCGUCUGCAUGGCGGCUACUACAAGAAGGAUCCGGAAACCAAGCGCAGCGAGAAGAAGGACUCCAGUGGUCCACCACUGCAGACGGCGAGCAUUGGGGUGCGAGCCCUUAUAGAGGAGAAGAUCAUCAGCAAGCGGAAGGAUAUGACUAAGGGCUCCUUUGUGGUUCCGGCACCACCGCACAGCAGUGGCACCACCACCACCCUGCGUCGAUCGAUCAGCGACCUGGAGAGCUUCCUCAACCCGAAGACGAGCACCAGCAGUCACACCCAGACGAUGACCACCAGUACGGGCACCACCACAGCGGUUCUUCCGGCUGCCACGACCAUAAAGAGCAGCAAUGGACUCAGUAUCCAGCAGAUUGGCCUGCCGCAGAGCAUUGAGAUCUUCAGCGGGGGUCAGAAGCAGGCGAAAACCCUGAAUCUGGGCACUGGCACCAACACGAUCACCAUUACCACCAACAAUGUACCCACCACCACGACGAUGAGUGCUCUGACUGCUUUGAAGGCCGGCGGCACCAUCAGUGGCAUUUCCACGGCCACCAACACGGAUCCCAAGGAUUCCACCCUGAUCGAGCUGCUCAAGCGAGGCACUCGCAUUGCGGUCACCUCGAAGAAGGCUCAAUCCCAGGGCCAAACGAGUUCGGGUAUUAUGAUGACCUCCAGUGGAAGCAGUGGUGCCGUCACCGAGCUGACCACCAUUGGUGGAAGUGGCAGUGUGCAGACGGUUGGCCGGCAGAUUAUCACCAACAACAAUCGCACAGUGAUCAUACCCUCCGAUGUCCAGGUGGUGUCCACCAAGAGCAAGCUGAGCAGUCUGAGUAGUCUGGUCAAGGGCAACAUCACCAGUAGUGGCACUUGCUCCUCCGGAAACCUUUCGCUGGCCGAUGGAACGCCACUCUCGCUGACCAUUGCUCCCAAUCAAGAGAUCACGGGAGGAGGAGGAGGAGCAACAGCAGGGGGAAGCAGCAGUGGAAGUGUGAUCACAAGCGGAGGAGGCGGAGUCUACACGGUGACCUACACCAGCGAUGGCAGCGAUCUCUUCGAUGAUGCCGAGGUGUACAGCGUUUCGGACACCGAGAUGCUCCUCCAGACGGUGGACUCCAUGGAGCUGCUCAACGACGAGGAGAUCAAGAGCGAACAUUCCGAGGACUUUGCCAUGCUGAGCGAAGCCGGCGACAGUGCGCACACCCAGCUGGUGAAACUGGAGCCGGAAAGUGGGCAAGCCAACUCUGGAUCUGGAAACGGAAGCGGAACCCUUUCCGGUACGAACACCACGCCGUUGCCCACCUUCCAGCAAUUCCAUUCCAAGGAGCUGAUCAUGCAGAACAGUUCGCAGAUCCAGGCGAUAGCCAGCAUGCGGGGAAGUGGAAAUGGAAGUGGUGUCCUGGCCUCGCCGCUCCACUCGCCCCUGGCCUACCCAACUCCACCCUCGAGCCACGAGAACAUGGCCCAGAGUUCGCCGUUCAUAGAGGAUGCGGCAGCCCAGUUCGUGGAUGCCAGCAACACCUUCUUCGGGGACAAGACGGACUUCUCGCACAUCUACUUCAAGACGGACGAGGGCGAGGCCACCAUCGAGCAGCUGAACGAGCACGACAACGAGAAAAUCCUCAAACUGAAGUCGGUGCUGGAGGAGAGCAGCUUCGAUCCCUCCAUCAAGGUGGAGGAUCUGCUGAACGGCACGGACGACGACACCGAGUGUGAUCUGCGAGAGUUUGCGGAGACGAACCUCUCGUUCCUGGAUGAAGAUCAGGAGUUCCUCAACGACUCGCGGAAUGCCACCUCGCCGCUCUCCGAGUCCUUCUUCACCAGCGGCAUUGGCUCCGCGGAAGAUGUAAAGCAGGUGCUAAGGGAGGUCCUGCCCGAUGAGAACAUGCAGCUCCAGCUAAGCAGCGAGCAGCAGGGCGAUAACAUCAUCGAUCUCUACUAUCUCCCCGGCUUGGGCUUGCAAUCCCAGAUGAUGCCCAAUUCGGAGGAUCCCUUGCUCUCCUCCUCGCCCAGGGAAUUUGGCCAGCAAAGGCAGCAAAUGACUCUUCAGCAGUCGAUGGAGCAGCCACUUCAGGGCAAUAUCAUCUACCAGCAGGAGCAGCAGCAGCAACAGCAGCCACAGGAGUCACAGCAGCAACAGCAACACCAGCAGCAGCAACAGCAAUCGCAGGAGGAGCAACCACAGCAACAGCAACAUCAACAAUUGCUGCUGCCCCAGCAACCACUCAAUCAAACGGAAUCCAUGCCAGCGGUGGGUCAGCAGCAGGGUGACUUCAUGUUGCCCCUGGUGGGUGGCCAUGGAUUCACUCAAGUCACCAGCCAAACACAGUACAUGGACGCCAGCCAGGGGUCAGGGGUCAUGGCGAUGCAGCCUCUGAAUAGUCUGCUCCAACCACUGCUUUACGGUGGGGCCACCACUUCCAAUAGCAACGCCUCAGCCGGGGGCAAUGAACCUGCUCUGCUCACCACCGAUUGCCAAAUGAAUGCCAAUCAAGGCCAAAUCGAUGCGGGCCUGCUGUUCGCCUGUGGCAAUACAACAACAACCAUGGCGAACAAGGCCCUGCCCGGUCUCCUGCCGAAUCAUCCUCCUCCGAGUGUGGCCAAUCUGCAGCCCCUGUCCAACCAAACCAAUUCCAUACUGAAGCGCCGCCUGCGCUCCAAUGCCCCCCAGGAGACGCACAAGUUCUCCAAGUUCCACACCCUGUCGCCGCAUCGCUCCAAGCUGCGCAAGCCAUCCCGCACCCACUACACGCCCGCACCCAUCCUGAAUCCGGAUCGCAAGGGCACCGGGCUGUAUUGCAAUGUGCGCAAGCAACUGGGUCAGGGGCUGUUCGACGCCUUCGAUGAUGACUUUGGGGAUUCAGUGGGUCUAGUGGACUUCUCCGAUGAGUCCAAGGUCAACUUGGGUUCCACCUAUCAGGCGCAGAUACCCAGCUGCCGGCCGCUGGAGGAGGCAUCGAGGGACUCACCGGGCGCCGAGCUGAUGUGGAAUCCCGAGGUGCAGGAGGACGACAAGAUCCUGAUGCGCUACAUUGAUCUCAGCAAGUCGUCGGCCGUGCCCAUGGGCAGUCAUUCCGAGGAGGUGGCGCUCCAAACGCUGCUCAAGGCCAAGGGGAACUCGGCGGCAGCGGUUCUCAGCCUGCUCCAAACGCAAUCUGGCGCGUUCCAGAUGAAGUGGACCGCUUACGAGCUGGAGCAGUUCUUGCGGGGAUUGGAGAAGCAUGGCAAGGACUUUGGCAAGAUUGCCAGUGAGUUGCAGACAAAAUCCUUCGGCGACUGUGUGCAAAUGUACUACUUCUGGAAGAAGCUGUGCGUGGAUUACAAGGUGUCGCACUUAAAGAUGGAGCCCGUGGUCGUCAUUACUCCGGCUGUGGAGAAGCCCUACGUCUGCGAGAUCGCCGAUUGCUCAGCGAGCUUCAGUUCGAAAGCAGCGCUGCACGGCCAUGUCCGCAUACACGCUUAUGGCCGCAGUGCCAGCAGCAACACCAACAACAGCAGCAACACCGGCAGCGGCAACAUGCAACAUGCCACGGCAAGUAGUGCCAGCUCCACCGGCAGCAGCCACAACACCAGUAGCAACUACGCAUGUGCAACACUAACCAGCAGCAGCAGCAACAGCAGUUGCAACAACCCAACCAGCAAUGCCUCGCCAGCAGCAGCAACACACGCCAGCAACGUGGGUCAAAACGGCAGCAAUUGCCAUGCCAAUCCGAAUGCAACGACUACAUCUUCCGUGCUUUCGGCCACACCCAAGCUGGAAUCGGGCGUUGGCAACACUACCCUGCCCAUUGCCAAGGAGGGCGAGUUCCCCUGCAAGGUGUGCGGCAAGGUCUUCAAUAAGGUGAAGAGCCGCAGUGCGCACAUGAAGACGCACCGCGUCCAGGAGCCGGAUCAGAAGCACCAGCUGAGCCACCAGGCUGGACCAUCAGGAUUGACCACCGUCGCCGCAUCUAGCAUCAGCGCCCCGUCGUAGGGACCGGUCGAGGAGGAUCGAUCGCCGUGGACAAGGAGUCAAUAGGGCGCAUAUAGCAAACAUACAAAAAUCGAUUGACAAUCGCAUUAAGCAAGCAGCAAGCAUUGUUUACCACUGUUAGAAUUUAUGCUUAGACGAAUUUGAGUCUAAAAAUCAAUGUCACGUGUACGUAGUAGUUAAAGGCAUUUCUUCACUAGGUCUAUCUCUGUCUCUACACUUCUCUCUACCAAUCACUUCUCUAACUAUCCCCUAAGUAGGAAAUCACUGCGACUCGCUCUAGCUCGUAAGUCUAGCCAAGGAUUGGUAAAAGUUCAAAUUGAAUUGUUAUUGACUAUUGUAGGCAAGUGCAAUAUUUAUGUUGACAACAAAUACGAAAUUCGAAUAUGUAAAUGUAUACCUACCGUUUUUUAUAGUAGGCGUUUAUUCUGCUCGACUCGACUGUAGAUGUACUCUAAAACUAUACCCCAACUAUGGCUAAAGCUAAGGCGAAAUCCCGAUCUAUGAUAAACACUAGUGCAUAAUUACUGUUAACUACAAGUUUUUCUACUCAAAUACUCGUACAUAGUUGCAACACACUACACUGAUACUUUACUAGGGCGAUAGAUGUCUAGGGCGUAAGAGAAUCUCUAUAUAUACAUAUACUUGAUAUGAAUUACAUGCCUAGGUGUACGAUGUAUGCGAUAUAUGCGAUAUAUGAUUGUUGUUCUAGUUCUAACGACGCAAGUCAGCAACUCCGAGUAGUUGAAGUUUUACUUAGAUCGUACUACCUACCUACAAACCUAAACUAUUGAACUACGGCUCAGAAAGCGAAAACCCAAGAGAAAAUCUAGUGAAAUCAAGUGAUAUUGAGUGAGAUCAAAAACGAUUUUAGCUAAACGUGAACAAAAUUCAAUGCACACCAAUGUAAAUGGAAGUGGAGAAGAGUUUUAACUUUACUUUUAACGCAAAGUUGUAGGUUGUAAGACACUGUAAAUACGAGUCUAGCAAAGUAGCCGAUAAGGAAGGAUAUCUUUCAAAUUUCUCCAAAACGCAUAAAAGACAUUAAUCUAUUUAUAAUUCUAGAUCCCCCGCCCCCCGCCCCAUGCCCCAGACCGACCCCCACCCUCCCAAAAAACAAGUAACACAGACAACGAGGGUUCAAGCCCGACCUUUGAACCCCAGGACACACACACACACAGACACUCUCAGUGCAGUUUUAUAUAGGCCUAGGAUAUACAUAGUAGUUAUAUACAAGCAUAUAUUAAAUUAAAUGGUACAACAGUAAAUCUGCCAGAAAUUUGAACAACAACAAGAAUCACACGUUUUCCAUUUGGACAGUGAGCUAAUGUACUACAACAAAUUGAUGAAUUGAUUCAGCGUCUUUGAGGCCAACGCCGGGUGGUAUGUUAUUGACAAUGGCGUAACUUAGUCUAGUUUAAUGUAAACCAGUACUUGCAGGGCUAAAAGCAAAACCGAAACCAAACGAAAUACUCACUUUAGUCUAAUACCUUCGGCCCCUUUCCACUCGACAGCCCCCCAGCCCCCCAGCCCCGCAGAUCCGGACAGAAAUUUGGAAGGUGGGAACUAUUAGCGAUUCUUAAGGUUGUAAUUGCCAGCUGUGUGCGUGUGACCUUUUCUCAUCGUACAACUCGGAACACUCCGAAUCAGGUGCUGUAAAUAAAGAGUCGGAGGAGAGAGAUAUACAAAUCACCCCGACAUAGAGAACUUCUGUCAGUCCGCUGCUCCAUUUCCCCGGCCUUGGGUUCGCAAUAGCAAAGUAACCAUAAAAUAGUCAUAGAUUUAGUUGACGGACAACAUAAUUCUGCAUAUUUUCGGUGUUAUAUACAAUAAGCGUAAGCAGAUAUACAUUAGAAGCAAAGACAGCUACAGUAGCCCACCAUAAAGCACCUUCGGAACUGUUUGUUGUGGGCCUUGGCAGCCGUUUAAAGACUUUCUCGCGUACAAAUACAAGCCCGAACACCCAUCACCCUCCCAUCUGUAAUGGCCAUCCCCUGUUGUGUGCAUUUUCUCUACAAGUCUUCCCUUUCCGUUUCCACUUCCGUUUCCGCCUGAUUUCGUCCCACUGUACUGUUCGACUCUGUUCUAUGCUCAAAUGCCUUCAAGCGUAUAUAAGUCUUAAGUAUUAUUGCAUAAAGUAUCCACAAAUGAGUGUUUAUCCUUAAGUAAGUGUUCAAAUCUAGGCUAACGCUAGUUUAAGUUGACAUGUGUGUGCACUUUGUUGCUUUUCAAAAAAGUUUCCUAAAGACAAAGCGGAUAAAUGUAAUGUUAGGCCUCUGCUCGCACGUCUAGUCAAAUGCAGUAGUUAUUUAUCACCUAAUUUAUUUAUGUUUUAUUUUAAGUUUCAUUUACUGUGCCAAAAUGUUUAUCGUUUGCCAAUUAAAUGAUUUCAACUGUUUCAUUUUCCCCACGGC